AUGCCGGCCGAACCAAAGCACGCCGAACUGAGACAGAAGAUGCAGGCGCUCAAGAAUCUGUACAUCAGCCGCCACUACACGCAGUGCGCCAAAUUUGGGGAGCGUUUGCUGGCCGACGUGGAUAGCACCGCCCAUCCCCUGCACCGUGCAUACCUCAAUUUCUACACUGCGCUGUCCCACGACAUUCUGGCCAGGGAAGCCACGCUCAAGAACCGCUACCGCGAGCUCAUUGCUGCCGAAAAGUAUUACUGUGCUGCCAUUGCCCUGCUCUCGCCGCAAAUAACGCCUUGCUCGACUCCAAGCCUGGACGACGACCAACCGUCCACGCCCGACUCGGUCACGUUUCCAGAAGAAUCAGUAUGGCUGCGCCGCCUGAAAGCAACAUCCUAUGUCUCGUAUCGUACUUCGGCGUCAAGCACCUUGUCUGAGGCCAUUAGCCGCGAGCAACAUCUUGAUCUCGCGCUCCAGAGGCUUUCUUUCCCGACGCCACCUGAUGAGGAUGAGGAUGUGGAACCGACACCUACUACCAAAUUUCCUGCAGGAUCCAGCCGCAGAAGCGGCAUGCUCAUAUCUAUAUCGACCCAAAUUGUGCGACCCAAAUCAGCGGCACCUCCCCAACUUCCACCCCAGCUUCCACCCGACACAUCCAGCUUUGUCGAUAUGCUGCAAGGUCACCUCGAGAGUGUUCGCAACCUGAAGGAGAACACGGGGGUUCGUGGAGCCAAGUUUGGCAUUCCCUCACCCUUGUCUACGCCCACCAAGCAGCAGGCUAGAUCUUGGCGACCCAGUGAUCUGUCGGAUGAUCAAAAAGAAGCUUUGCACAAGAGAAGAAGAGAGAUGGUUUGGCGCCCAAGGUUUGACCCUCGGAGCAUACGCAAGCUGUGCGAUGAUGCACUUGACGAGAUCUAG
Exserohilum turcica Et28A is the source of this 909-nucleotide messenger RNA. RefSeq lists its product as uncharacterized. The record is from RefSeq and is a predicted model, not a curated record. NCBI's taxonomy places the organism in Eukaryota, Fungi, Ascomycota, Dothideomycetes, Pleosporales, Pleosporaceae. Bases 1 to 909 code for a protein of 302 amino acids. The transcript is spliced from 2 exons.